CCGUCUGGAGCACACCCUCCCGGCACUCAUGGACUACUAUGCUGUGCUCGGUGUGGCCCGGGAUGCCACCGACGCAGAGCUGAAGAAGGCAUACCGCAAGGCGGCCAUCAAGUGGCACCCGAGGAAGAAUGCCGAGAGCGAGGAGGAGGCCGAGGUUGCGUUUGCAGAGGCAGCGGAAGCGUAUGAAGUCCUUUCUAUGCCAGUCCUCCGUGCCGUCUUUGACCAGUAUGGCGAGACUGGGCUCAAGGAGGGCAUUCCUGACGGCGGUGGUGACAUUCCUGGCUUUGAUGGCUACACCUUUUCUGGUGAUCCUUAUGCUGUCUUUACAAAGAUGUUUGGUGGUGAAGCGCCCUUUGCUCUCUUUGCCGAUCCGCUCAACGGCCCGGCAAAGUCGUCGGUCUUUGGCGCUGGUGCCGUUGCCCGCUCGCCCGUCAAGCCCGCCACCGACCUCCACACCCUGCGUCUGACGCUGGAGCAGCUGUAUGCUGGAUGCACCAAGAAGAUCAAGAUCACUCGCCGGGUGCUCAAUAGCGACGGACAGACAACCCGCGAGCAGGCGACUGUCCUGACCGUGCCGAUCAAGCCGGGCUUCAAGGCCGGCACGCGCAUUACCUUUGCGGGCCAAGGCGACCAGGGCCCCGGCAUGGAACCGGGCGACGUUGUCUUUGUUGUUGCCGAGAAGCCGCACAAGGUCUUUGCCCGCAACGGCAACGACCUGGUCUACACCGCCACCGUCUCGCUCCUCCACGCACUCACCGGCUUCACCGUCGAGCUCACCACACUCGACAACCGCAGACUCGCCAUCCCCAUCAACGACGUCGUCGAGCCGGGAUUCUCUAAGAAGGUCCACGGCGAAGGCAUGCCUCUGCCUGGAACUCCGGGCGCCAGAGGUGACUUGUACAUCAAGUUUACCGUUGUCUUCCCGAACAACCUCAACGGCAAGCAGAAGAACCACAUCCGCGCCGCCCUCGGCCCGCCGCCCAAGAGCCAACCGGCCAAGCUCCCAGGAAAGAGCUCGUCGUGAUCGCCGUAAACAUGCCUUACUCUUGCCUG
Molecule: messenger RNA, 1053 nt
Organism: Thecamonas trahens ATCC 50062
Lineage: Eukaryota; Apusomonadida; Apusomonadidae
Product: heat shock protein 40
Exons: 2
Coding region: 29-1024 (331 amino acids)
Cellular component (GO): cytosol
Molecular function (GO): protein-folding chaperone binding
Source: RefSeq, a predicted model, not a curated record